Messenger RNA from Saprolegnia diclina VS20, 795 nucleotides. RefSeq lists its product as hypothetical. NCBI's taxonomy places the organism in Eukaryota, Oomycota, Saprolegniomycetes, Saprolegniales, Saprolegniaceae. The record is from RefSeq and is a predicted model, not a curated record. Gene Ontology annotation, cellular component: cytoplasm. The coding region runs from base 1 to 795 and encodes 264 amino acids. Gene Ontology annotation, molecular function: endopolyphosphatase activity; phosphatase activity. Gene Ontology annotation, biological process: polyphosphate catabolic process. The transcript is spliced from 4 exons.
AUGGCCGCGCGACCGCGAGCGCACCCCGACGUGGCCCUGCCCCGGACGCUCCACGCUACACACCACGUCCCUAUCGGCGCGCGUGUCGUGAUCGUGGGCGACGUCCACGGCUGCCUCGACGAGGUGCACCUGCUCCUCGCUGCCUGCGCCUUCGCGCCCGCCCAUGACGUGCUCAUCUUUGUCGGCGACCUCGUCAACAAAGGGCCGCAGUCAGCCGAAGUCGUCCGGUUUGUGCGCACAACCGGCGCGCUCUGCGUCCGCGGCAACCACGACGACGCCGCUUUGAGCGCCUACUACGGUCGGCGGACCGGAACGCCGGAGACGUCCAUCGCCGCCUUUGACACGCGCUACGACUACGUGGCUGACCUCUCGCCGGACGAUAUUGCGUUUCUCGAGCAGCUCCCGUUCUCGAUCGCCCUGCCCGAGCUCGACACGCUGGUGGUGCACGCUGGCGUCGUCCCGAACAUCCCGCUCGAGGCGCAAGUGCCCCAAAACCUCUACAAGAUGCGGUACCUCAUUCCUCCGAGCUCGACUAAUGAAGCGUGGGCCGCGUCCGAGGCCAAGCCCGAGACAGGCGGGCUCUGGGCGCCGCAGUACAACGGUCCGCCAUUCAUUGUCUUUGGCCACGACGCCAAGGCCGGGCUUCAGGAGUGUGCGCAUGCUCUCGGGCUCGACACGGGCUGUUGCUAUGGCCGCGAGCUCAGCGCGGUGAUCCUUCCGGAGCGCCGUGUCGUGUCUGUGCCAGCGCUCAAGAUGCACUGCGUGCCCAAUAUUCCUCCGCCAACGCCGCAGUAA